Wallemia mellicola CBS 633.66 is the source of this 1396-nucleotide messenger RNA. Its product is annotated as RAI1-domain-containing protein. The coding region runs from base 1 to 1083 and encodes 360 amino acids. The record is from RefSeq and is a predicted model, not a curated record. Gene Ontology annotation, molecular function: mRNA 5'-diphosphatase activity. Lineage: Eukaryota; Fungi; Basidiomycota; Wallemiomycetes; Wallemiales; Wallemiaceae. Gene Ontology annotation, cellular component: nucleus; cytosol. The transcript has 2 exons. Gene Ontology annotation, biological process: nuclear-transcribed mRNA catabolic process; NAD-cap decapping.
AUGCACGCUAAGCUAUUUAGACUACCAACUCACACCCAAAACCUCAAACGUACAGAACUAAGUUAUCCCUUACAAUUACACACUUACUCAAUAAACAGCAAUAGAAGUAUCUUGUACAAUAAUGAAUCUCUGAAUUUCUAUAAUAGACCCUCUAUAGGCGCUGACCUUAAGAAUGGCUACCAAAAUGCUCUCUUUUACGAUAAAAUUGAGCAUUUAGAUCAACUCUUGUUCGUUAUAGAUAAUUUACAUCUAGAUUGGUUUAGAUAUGGCGUUGUCACUUUCAGGGGUUUAUUGACAAAGCUCGCAACCGUUUUAUACAAUUAUCAAGAUAAAUGGUCUAUGAACGCGAUGCUUAUAGGUAACACCGUAUUCUUAAGCGACAGCGAUCCACCAGCUGCACCAAAGAAUGAACACCACAGAAUGUCAAUGUACAGCGGUUAUGCAUUUGAGCAUUAUUGCACAUCCGACGAUCCAGACGUCAAAGUUAAUACUGCAGUACAAUGGGCAACUAUCAAUAAAUUACGUAUAGGAUCAACGAGAAUACUCACAGCCGGUGAAGUUGACUGUGUAGAUGAUAUCCCAAGGGAUAGGGACACCUACAAACCCUCUCAAAGUAAAUACGUAGAGCUAAAAACAAGUAUGCAAAUCAGAAAUCAAAAUCAACAGGAUAACUUCGACAAGAAGCUCCUCAAAUUCUAUUUCCAGUCUUACCUACUAGGCGUACCCAAAAUAAUAGUCGGUUUCAAAAACAGAGAUGGUAUUCUAGUGGAUUUGAAGGAAUACUCCACUCUAGAUCUACCCCAACAAGUCAAAGGAUCUGCCUACGAAUGGAACCCAAAAAAUUGUACCAGUAUGGCGGCUAUGCUCCUCGAAUUCAUCACCUCGACAAUAAAGCGAAUCGGAAGGACUGACAAACUCUACAAAGUCCGGUACAACCCAGAAGAACGCGCUGUUACAAUCGAAAUUACACACCUAGAGGAAAUAAUAUACCCUGCUGAUGAUCUUUAUGAACGAUAUGGUUUCAUUCCUUUGGAUAUAUACAAUAAGUUUCAAGAACAAGCUACUUCUCAUCGAAAUCCUUAAGAUCCCAUUCAGAUAUGCCGAUAUCCUCACCAAGUUCUGUCCACCUUUGAUGUAUUUUCUUUUUACGCUCCUGUGCAAGUCCCAUAAGUUGUGGCCAAUAGUCAUCGUGGUUGUAUGUUGACAUGUCUAAUUUACCACCAAAGCUAUCCUCCAGUUGUGAUGGGUCAACCAUAUCUGAAACGUCAUUCUUGAAUGAUAAUUUCGCUCUAGUGACUGGGUCUAAAAGUGGUGAGAUAAUCUUAAACAUCCAUGUCACAACUGUAGGAAGAUUGAUGACAAAUGCCGUACCAAGUGAUUCUGGAUAAUGGUCGGC